This is a messenger RNA of Capronia epimyces CBS 606.96, 1050 nucleotides long. RefSeq lists its product as uncharacterized. The transcript is spliced from 2 exons. NCBI's taxonomy places the organism in Eukaryota, Fungi, Ascomycota, Eurotiomycetes, Chaetothyriales, Herpotrichiellaceae. The coding region runs from base 1 to 1050 and encodes 349 amino acids. The record is from RefSeq and is a predicted model, not a curated record.
AUGGACUCGCCGACGCUGUCGCGCUCGUCGUCGUUCGCGCCCGGCCCACACCGACGCUCACACCCGAACCUGCACCAUCUGUCCCUGGCGCCAUUGACGCCCAAAUACCCCAUCGACCCGGCCGACUAUUCGGCGUACUUCAACCCGUCGACGUCGGAAUUGCACACGACGGCGUCCAUCAGCCAAAUCGCCAGCUUGCCGUCCCCGGGCGGCAUCUUGACCAGCACCCACUCGGCCACCCAUUCGAGGGCCAGCUCGCGGACGAGACUGAAGAAGAAGGCGAGGUCGACGGUGUCGAUUCAAGCGUCCACAUAUGGCGGCGCCCCCCACCUCGGCACCCCGUCGGGGGCAUUGAGUAGCGAAGGGUUUGGUCACAAACAUCACGCCGGGUUACAUCUGCAAACGUCAGAUCCGUCCUGGUUGAUUCAGACCGGCUUGGCCUUGACCGAGGGGUCGAGAGAAAGCAAAGGCCAGUCGUGGAUUUUUAAGCGAGAUUCGUCGACCUCGUUACAGACGCCGACGGAUGAGAGAGUUGCACUAAGGUCAGGAAGAGCGACGCCCAGUGUCAGUCGCCGCAGCAGCCAGAUGCGGAGUCGAAGAUCGUUGGCCAUGACCCCGGCUCUGACCACUCCCGUUGAUGAGCCGUCUCCGGACUGGGCAGAUGAUCAUACUCAAGCGGAAAUCGCUGCACAGGUCGAAAGCGACUUUACUGACGAACUUGACGACGAUCCCUACGGCCUUCUUGACUUUGAAGGGCAAUUUGACAGUGAAGACGAAGAAGAUGUACGAAAAGAGAUCUCAAAAUAUCGCCUGGGCAGAUGGAUGGAUGGAAUUGUGGACGUUUUUCUGCGUUUAGAAGACUUCCCCGAUCCUCAGUCUUCAGACCUCGAGGCAGGUCAUUCCCCACCAGUUCCCGUGCCGGUAAAGGACGAGGAGACUGCCAGUGUGGCAUCCGAAACCUCGGUGGAAGCUCCGCCCGAAAAGCCCAAUGGUAUGUGGGACGAUGUGGCCUGGUUUGGCCGUUUGCUAGCAAGGACUGUGCGGUCAUAG